AUGGAGACACGUGUUAAUUACUCGCUCAAAUCGCUUGUCGACGGAUGCCGGCACUAUUCGGUUGACCUUGCGACCUGCCGGGUGUUUACAUUCGAGCCGAAAGAAGAAGCGCUUAGCGGCGAAGCAUCCGUUUCGAACUCAGCUAGCAAUGAUGGCUCGUCACUUACGAUACGUGUGGCUGCAGUGCCUCCGGAGAAGCAAUCUGCUACAGUGAAGCGACGCAAAUAUGAAGGCGGCUUCUCCAUAUGGGAGAGUACCUGGUUCCUAGCUGCAUUCCUCCACGAGGAAAUGAAGACCAGACGAGGAGGCUACGCAAUCGACCUGGGUUGCGGUAAUGGAAUCUGCGGCGUCAUUGGGCUGCAGCACAACUACAAUGUCCUCUUCCAGGACCUCAACUGGGAUGUGCUCGAGGAGUCGGUCAUACCGAACUGCAUUCUUAACACAAUCGGUACCAACGCAUCUGCAUCAACUGCUUCAGUAAAGGGGCAUCUGCAGUCUGGAGAGAAGGGACCGAGCCCAUCAUAUCGCAAAGGUGCCGCUGCGGAAACAUGCAACGAGAAUACAACCAUUAACCAACCCGUAAACAAUGAGACAUCUGAGGCGUCAACGGAACAAGGGGUCGAUGACCUAUCAGCAACUGAAACAAAAGACGGAAAGGCGGAGCUGGACUUCGGUGGAAAACUGGAUGUCGACAAGGCUGAAAAUUAUCAAUUUGGUGUUUUUAGAUGCGGUACUCGGAGAGAAACCCCCUUAUCUAACGAACUGCCUGGUGACAAGACCACGGACCAGCACCGAAACGGACUGGAGUUUGAUCUUAUCGCAUGCUCAUGGGAAGACAUGGCCAACCUAGGUGACAGCAUCCUCUCCUCUAGAAAGGAAGCGUGUGAAAUCAUUUUUGCGAGCGAAUGCCUCUACCGCACGGAGAGCUACCCCGCUAUUGCCGCCGUGCUCAGGACGUUACUGAGGCCGGCAGAAGGGGUUGCCUUCAUCGCCACGAAGAGAUUCUACUUCGGGUUGGACGGCGGCACGUUCGAGUUCAUCACAUUCAUCAACGGCGCGAAUGAAGGCACGACACCGAAGCUAAAGGCGUCGAUACGCAAGUCUCACACACCGCAAGGAAGUGCAAACGUUAUUGACAUCAUCGAGUUGAAAUCCGACAUUUGUGUGCGGGUGUCCUGUAGUCCUUACCGCGUAGAUGUGAGUGUUCCUCGGCAAGGAAGAAUCGUUCAACUUCUCCAAAGCUCCAUUGCACGAAGUGUGAAAGAAUCGUGGAUAUCUGUUUGA
Molecule: messenger RNA, 1284 nt
Organism: Babesia ovata
Lineage: Eukaryota; Apicomplexa; Aconoidasida; Piroplasmida; Babesiidae
Exons: 6
Coding region: 1-1284 (427 amino acids)
Source: RefSeq, a predicted model, not a curated record